CCAUCGCCGCUGUCCUACAUGUUAUACAAGCAGCCUCACACUCUCGCUUCCAGAUUAGCCCUGAAGCGGCCGAGUCGUUGGUCACGUCAUACAAACGCCUUCGUAUGAAUGACAGUAACAAUGCAGCAACUUCUUCAUGGAGGAUCACUGUGCGACAGCUUGAAUCCCUCAUACGACUUUCAGAAGCUUUGGCUCGUCUGCAUUGUGCCGCACAGGUCAGUGUGGAGCAUGUAAAUCAAGCUUCGAAGUUGCUCAGCAAGUCGAUAGUGAGUUUUUUUUGCUUUUGUAAAUUCAAUCGAUUCAAGGUUGAUCAUGCUAAGCUGAAGAUUACAUUCGAAAAGUACAAGCAUCUGGCCGAUAUGCUUGUGCUUCAUAUGCGCUCGGAUGAAGAGGCUGUAGCCGAGGAAGAUUAUGAAGGCGUACGACAGGAUGCUUUGAUUGAUUGGUAUUUGGAAAUGAUAGAAGGUGAUUUGGAAACGGAAGAAGAUCUGCACAUCCAACGCACCAUCUGCCAUCGAGUCAUUCGUCGACUUGUCACUGAAGAUCAUGUAUUGAUUGAAAUGGAUUCGGACGAGAAAAACCCCCUCUUGUGCGUACAUCCUAACUACGUCGUCACAGAUCAAUAG
Molecule: messenger RNA, 626 nt
Organism: Cooperia oncophora
Lineage: Eukaryota; Metazoa; Nematoda; Chromadorea; Rhabditida; Trichostrongylidae
Source: the annotation of a GenBank genome assembly